This is a messenger RNA of Trypanosoma brucei brucei TREU927, 5760 nucleotides long. RefSeq lists its product as hypothetical. The transcript has a single exon. The coding region runs from base 1 to 5760 and encodes 1919 amino acids. NCBI's taxonomy places the organism in Eukaryota, Euglenozoa, Kinetoplastea, Trypanosomatida, Trypanosomatidae. The record is from RefSeq and is a predicted model, not a curated record. Gene Ontology annotation, molecular function: protein binding.
AUGUCGGUUACAGUGAACGCUGUUCGUGAGUCUGCAGAGGCUGUCAGCCUAACUAUACUCUCAUGUGAGCCCGCGCAGCAGAAAAUAGCCGUCAGGUUCGGUGGCUCACAUGGUGGUUGGCGUUGGAUCGAUGUUCCCACAAACACACCUGUUAUAUUAGAGCGCAUGCGUCCGGAGGCAGGGGCAGAAAGCAGUGAGGGCCCUACCAGUAAUGGUGCUGCAAUGGAGGGGUGUGAGGAAUAUGAAUUAGCCGUCACACCGUCUCCCCCUGUGGAUGGGCGCGAUGAGAGUGUUUGCUCGUUGGUCGGAGUCGAUACCCGUCAAGUGGUUCAAAAGCCCGUUUUAUUGAGUGGUGCAGAUGAAGGAGGUCGUGUUUUUGAGCUUUUGUUGAAAUGGACCCUGUUGGAUGCAACUCCCACACCGCGGGAGUCAACACCCGAUAAAGCACCUGAAGAUCACUCGGGCACGGAAACGGAAACACGGAAUGAAGAGGAAGUAAUUGUGGAUACUGCGAAUAAAGACGAUGAGAAGGGUGAGGAAGCACCCCCGCCUCCUCCAAUCGUUGCUCAACCCGACGAAAGUAAGGAGAAGGAAAUAUCCGAGAAUCCCAGUGGUCACGAUUCCCCCAAAGACAAAAGAGUUGAGCGACACGUUAACCCUGUGAAAGAAUUGGAGGAGCCCAAACAGCAAGAGGCAGAGCGAGAGCCGCAACAAGAGCAAGCCCCACAACCUCGGUGCAACCAGAGUGAGUGGAAAUGGAAAAGCAGCGUGAUUCCAACACUCCCCGCGGAUGUUUCGGCGGCACGCCACGUGCUCAUUGCCACAAUCGUAUCAGUACAGCAACCCGCAGUGUUACCGAAUCGGCAUGUAGUGGUAAAGCUAGGUAUUGAGGCGCCCAAUGAGCGCAUGUCCCUUUUGCCGCUGUUGCGAACAAGGGCGGUUACACAGUAUGAUGCAGUAAAGGUUGCACAGAUGGGGCCACCGGUGCUGUUUCCACUCUCAGAAAAUGUUUCCGUUUAUUGCGCCGUAGCGGAUAAACGUGCAGAUCAUCCGAGUGAUAGUGGUGGGAUUGGGAGAAGGGUGUAUCGCAGAGGCAGGCCCGCACCCACCAAAUCACCCGGCAGAUCGCUUGCAAGGAUCCCAAAGGCCGAGUUGGAUAAACACGCCGCGGAGAAGGCUUCCAAACCACACACGGCGACCUCGGGUGAAUGUACUUUUUCCUUGCCCCAACGAAUUGAGGGCACAGGCAACAGUGACAAUGCCGGUGGUGGAAGGAAUGGAGGUGCCAGUGUGUUUCAUUGGGAGAAGCAUUCCCACAUGGAGCAUGCGUACAUUGCCCACGGUACAGUACAAUGCGGAAACAACGAGGUAGAACUGGCCUUCCUCCGAAUGACAGUCGGGGCGUACCGCGACGCGUGUCGAGGGCACGGUGCCGCCAGACGGAAUGGAUUUGGCACCGUCGAGGUUCGCGUGGAAGACAUUGAAUUAAACGAAACAACCGAAAAACAGCGGCCAGAGCAUGAUAACACCCUGGUGGAAGUUUGGCUGACACAACCGGAAGUGGAUGCCGUUAGCGGUACCCAUAGUGACAGGACCGGCGCAGCCGCUGCGGCAUCCACUUCCACAAAAAACAGCUCGGGGUGCCGCCAUCUGGUGCUCCUAAGUAGCAGUAAUUGCAUUCAGCCGCUGCAUUUUCCUGUGAGCGAACCCUUCGCAUAUCUUUCUUGGGCAGUGGUACCAGCACAACAGAAACAAGGUGUUCAGGAAAAUGUACUUCAUGGCGCUGCGCCCAUAUGUCUCGUGCGGCCGGGUGUUUGGACACCAAUCACAAUAAAACUUAGAGACAGGAAUAAAUCCGCCUCCUUUAUUAAACUUUGGUACUGCUUCACUAGCGACGGUCGCAGCGGGAUGGACGACCCCAGUCGGCCAUAUCAUCCAGCUUCAAAGAGCACUGAUGAUGGCAAUUGUUAUUCACUUCGAGUUUACUUAGACAGUUGCACCAACCUCUACCCCCUAGUGCAACUAUACUCUCGUGAUGGUAAUGCGAAGGCAUUCCGCCUCUUGAUCAUGGACCCAGAGGACGAGGUAGCCGUAUCCGCCUCUCGUCCUAUGGACUUGAAUGACAUGCAGCUCUACUGUAACUACAAAGGGGGAGAAGACAGGACACCCCCCGCCAUUAAGCUUCUGUUUACGCGAGUAUUCCCCUCGCAUGCUCUGUACCGUUCCAGUGACUAUACAGUAUCGAAUACUGGCGAGCAAGCAGGCACUUGCAGCGUUACGUUUUUAUGCCGAUUGUUUGCAUUUGCCUCAGUUGCCGAAGCUCACGCAAUGAACAACGCCCACUGCAUAGGCGAGGGACGUGUAGUUGUCUUCCCUGGCAAUGUGGUCAAUGGCAAAGACGGAACAAACCUGGACAUUGAUGUGCACGUGGCCGUUGAUGGCAUGUUUACCCCGGGUCCCGUUGCCGUGAAACCGACCGCGGUUACGUCCCCGCCACCAUGCACUGUGCUUAGAAUGCGCGGAGAAGUGGAACGGGCACCUUGCGGGGAGGGAGAUGCAGUGAUAUGCGUACGCUCCGUUCAGCUUUUCCAUCGGCAGCAGCAACAAAAAAGACGCGGUCGAGUGGUGUGGACCGAUGGGGGUUUGUCUGCAGUGUACGCGUGCUUCUGGCUCUGCCGUGGACUAAGUGGUGGUGGCGUGAAGGAGUGGAAAGAAGCACUUAAGGGUUGUCAAGUGUUAACGCUCACACCUAAGCAACAGAGGCAUCACCACCACCAGCAGCAGCAGGAGGUGUCGUUGCAGUGUAACGAAUUCGUCCUUUCUACAGGUGGAGAGAAGCUUGUGUUGUGCGCUGUUUUCAUUCCUAAAACGACGGAAACUGUUGACGACGAGGCCAAGGUGCGUAACACCGCCUCUAACUUGCUGAGGAAGCUGGUGCGCAAAGUGAACAAAAAGAAACAGGAAAGCGAGUCCGGUUUACGUCAUGUGCAGGGAACCAUGAGGGCCCUGAAUUACUUAGAAGUUGACCUAACGCUGUCCGCAGCUGCACAAGGUGCCGUUGUGGGAACCGCGCAUAUCAACGACGAACUAUUGCUACAACUAAAAGCGGCGUGGGUCAAAGUACCAUCAGGUGUCGGCGCUGCAACUGUCCCCCGUGGGUCCGCAACCCAACCGGUAGAUCAGCCUUCACCACAUUUAUGGGCGCUUCGCCUGACAUUCCCCACGCAACCCGCCCGGUCCCAUGUGAACGUACAUGUCAAAUCCUGGCCUGUUGCAUAUGACGACCUUUCACAUGAGCAACAGCAAACAUUCAAUUCAAACCUGGUCAAGGCACAUAGAGGCGGUGGUGCCGCAACUAAAGUGGACUCGACCAUGUCAAGUGCCUUUUAUAUUGUGCGCCCACUUCGUUUAGAGCCAGCAGAGGGGGAAUGGACAUUGUUCAUCUUCGGUGACGCCUGCACCACACGCACUCGAUUAGCUGCCUCCGUAGGGGAAACGGUGCUAGAGCAUGUUGUAGUAGACUAUCUUCUCCCUCAGUCCUUGUCGCUUGCCAAAGGUGUUAUCGUUGACUGUUUUCAUGGCUCUCUCCAUGCGGAUGAGGCAGGUGAACUGAAACGAAGAGCUGAGGGUGAGCAACGGUGGCGCCGAAAGUUGAGGGAGGACCCAAGCAUACAACAGCCAUGUCAACUAUUUGUGCCCUUCACCUCACUAGCGAUAUCAGCUGACGGUAGUGACCCAGUCACCUUGCGUUAUCACACGCUAACGCGCUGCACAGAUGAUGGAGCGUUGCUCAUCGGUGCCGCCACGUCUAAUGGGAAAGGCGCCAUAUUUCAUUAUAAUAUCAACGAGAACACAUGGUCUGUCCUCCCCAUUCGUGCUCCCCAAGAUGGCAAAGACAAAAAGCGCCGUGAGCAAGGCAAGAGGGACAACAACGGAGCUGAAGACGCAGAUAAUUCUCAGCAGGCUAGCCAUUUUUCCACGCGAUGCAUUACAAGCCGUCAUGGUCACACAACAGUUUGCUCUUCAACAGAAAAGUGUGCCUACGUCUAUGGCGGGAUCGGCAUCGGUGGAACAGAUCCAGAGGCAGCAACAGCAGCGGUGGCCGAAAGCAACAGAAGUGACAAGAGUGCUGCACUUAGCCCAAAACUAGGCUCCACCUCCAGCCCUAAGUGGCCUGUAGGGUUUAUGCGUGAUAUCUGGUGCAUUAACUAUGCUGAAGGAACAGCAACUUGUCUGUGCAGUGGCGAGAACCAAACGGUGUCUGCUCCAAUCUCUCGGUGGCGGCACGCAGCGGCAUUUCACAACGACAGCGUAAUCAUCAUUGGGGGUAGAACGGCUCCGGCUCUCCAACAAGAAGGUGCGAAGGAAACAAACGAAGAAAAGCUACUGACGGAGGAGGAAACCCAAAAGAAACAGGAAGACGGUCAAACCUUUUAUCAGUCUCACGGCGGUGAGGAGGAAGAUUUAUUGCUUCGUAGGGAUGGCUUAUGCAGCUGUUGCUCUCUCCUCGUAUUUGACUUGAAUCGUCGUGCGUGGGGCACACAAACAACUUCGGGCGCUACACCAGCACCAAGGUAUGGUCACGCCAGCGCUGUGCUCGGCACCUGCGUGUAUAUCUUCGGCGGUAUGACCCAACGAAACCACCUUCUGGACGAUUUGCACGAGCUCGAUAUUGCCACGAACACCUGGCGCCGUGUGGAAUACAACGGUGCUGUUGCACCACCACCUUCGCACCUCGCUGCCAUGGAAGCCAUAACGGUUUCUAAUACACCGUGUUUGGUACUUACCGUGGGCGCCGCAGGCAAUGGCGAAGAGCGUGAGGCUGGCGAUGCUGCGGAGCGCGGUGUAGACGCACUGAGGUUGUACCUGUUCUCGCACGCGUCGCAGUUUUGGCGUAGGCUUCGCUUCAAUUGCGCGCCGUUGCCUGCACCCGUGGGGGUUGCCAUGUGUGAUGCCACACCGGCUUCGAUGCGACAACAUGGCAGACGCCAGCAGCCGCUACGGCAUCGCUCCCUUCCCCUGAAUAAGGCAGUGUUGUUCAGAAUGUUGGUUGUUGGAGGGAUGAAAGCCGGCUCCCCGAACAAGGGCAGUGCGUACAUUGCUGAUUAUGGGCUGGAACGCGAGAGCACCAUUAGGCCCGUUGUGCCGACACUUCUUAAUGUUGCGCGGGACGUGAUUGCCGAGAGGCGCCAGGAUGAACGAAGAGAACCCCCGCACUCUGCGGAUCUCAGAAACAUAAAUCUAGAACGAUCACCAAUAAGAAAGGGAAUCGGCCAGCGUACAGCUUCAUCGCUAUGUACAACGCCGAGGGGGGCCCGCAGUGGCCGCAAACCCUACAAAAGUGGUCCUCUGAAGAUAGCUUACCGUUCCUCGUCGGCGGGACCACUCACGCAAGACCAACAGCGCGGUCUCAUACACCGUUUGUACUACAACCAGUGCCACGCCCAAGAGGAGCGUAAAAAGGGAGAGUUGCAGGAACAACCGCGAUCAGGAAAGAUGCCCAUCAGCGGACGAAAAUAUAAUCCGCACCCGCCCAUGCAGCGGAAGGCUUGGGGGGCGCCGGCGGCUCCUCGCGCCGACUGCAUGCGACCCCGCAAACCGGCAACAGCAGGGCCGUACCGCAACCAUAGGCACCUUGACUCAUCUGGCGAUACGCAAAUAAAACCCCAGAAUGACAGCAGAGGAGAGGAAUUAACUGCAACAGCGCCGCCGACGCCAGUUGUAGCAGCGGGGCGCCGGCUUAGCGAUCCAGAAAACUAA